Molecule: messenger RNA, 3864 nt
Organism: Gastrolobium bilobum
Lineage: Eukaryota; Viridiplantae; Streptophyta; Magnoliopsida; Fabales; Fabaceae
Product: C2 and GRAM domain-containing protein At1g03370-like
Exons: 9
Coding region: 278-3352 (1024 amino acids)
Source: RefSeq, a predicted model, not a curated record
UUUAAUUUUGAAUCAAUUUUUACAUAGAUUACUAAUUCCCACAGCAAUUUUUCUUGGGAGAAUCAAGUUUUUUACUAAAGAAUUUGAUCUGUGUUGUUCAUUCUUUCUACUUCUCAGUGUCCUCCCACCUAUUGUUUCAUACAAAUUUUCUUCUCUUUCUGCGUACACUGCAUUACCCUUUUGGAAGAUCUUUGUGGGGUGCCCUGUAGUUUAAGGGUGAUAAAAGAAAGUUGAUAUUUUUACUUCAAGAUUCUGGUGCCCUUUUGAGUUUUUCAUAAUGAAACUUGUAGUUCGUGUGAUUGAGGCAAAGAACUUGCCACCGACGGAUCCUAAUGGGUUGAGUGAUCCAUACGUGAGGCUACAGUUGGGAAAGCAAAGGUUCAAGACCAAGGUUAUCAAGAAGAAUUUGAAUCCAAAGUGGGAUGAAGAGUUUAGCUUUAUGGUGGAUGACCUCAAUGAAGAGCUGGUUAUCUCUGUUAUGGAUGAAGAUAAGUUCUUCAAUGAUGACUUUGUAGGUCAACUUAAAGUGCCAAUCUCAAUUGUUUUCGAUGAGGAGAUCAAAUCCCUUGGCACUGCUUGGUAUUCUUUGCAACCCAAAAGCAAGAAGUCCAAGAACAAGGAAUCCGGUGAGGUUCGUUUGAGUAUAUAUUUUUCACAAAAGAAUGCAUCCGUGGAGUCAAAUGGUAAUGGUGAUCAAUUAUUAAAUCCAAGUAAAUUUGCUGAUGCAGCUACUGAAUCACCUUCGAGGUCUUCCACUGGCCGUUCAAACUCAUCUUCUCCUGCAAGGGAAGAAACUACAUCUGCUAAGGAUGAAAAAUCUGGUACACAAAAAACACUCACUGGCAGAAUUGCUCAAAUCUUUAAUAAGAGCCCUGAUAUGUCUUCAACCCCAUCACGGAGAAGUAUUGACUCAGACCAAUCUGAAAUUAGUAAAGCGGAAGUUAGUGAGAUCAAUACUGAGAAUCAAUCCUCUAAUGAGACUUUUGAAGAAGCUAUGAAAAAAAUUCAGUCCGCAGAUCAAGGCAGUGAAAUUCCUAGCAAUUUACCAGCAGGGGUGUUUAUUGAUCAACAAUAUAUUAUUGCACCAGAAGACUUGAACGUGUUACUAUUUUCAUCUGAUUCAAAUUUUCUCAAGUCAUUGGCAGAUGUACAGGGUAAUACAGAACUGCAAAUAGGACCCUGGAAGUUUGAGAAUGGUGGGGAGAGCUUCAAAAGAUUAGUUAGUUACGUCAAGCCUCCCAGCAAGUUAAUUAAGGCUGUCAAAGCCUUUGAGGAACAGACGUAUUUAAAAGCUGAUGGAAAGAACUUUGCUGUUUUAGCCAGUGUCAGCACUCCUGAUGUUGUGUACGGUAGCACCUUUAGGACAGAAGUACUCUAUGUUAUCACACCUGGACCAGAGUUGCCAUCGGGAGAACAGUGUUCACAUCUGGUUAUAUCGUGGCGAAUGAAUUUUUUGCAGAGCACCAUGAUGAAAGGAAUGAUAGAAAAUGGGGCUCGGCAAGGUAUGAAGGAAAGCUUUGAUCAGUAUGCCAGUUUGUUGUCUCAGACUGUUAAACCUGUUGAUCCGAAGGACCUUAGUUCCAGUAAGGAACAAGCUUUGGCAUCAUUGCAUGCGGAGCCCCAGUCAGAUUGGAAGCUGGCAGUGCAGUAUUUUGCUAACUUCACAGUUGUCUCAACAGUUUUUAUGGGGUUGUAUGUGCUUGUCCACAUUUGGCUGGCUGCACCCAGCACAAUUCAAGGGCUUGAGUUUGUUGGGCUUGACUUGCCGGAUUCAAUUGGUGAAUUUGUUGUUUGUGCUGUCCUGGUUCUUCAAGGUGAACGCAUGCUGGGUUUAAUCUCACGCUUCAUACAGGCCAGAGCACAAAAGGGUAGUGAUCAUGGAAUUAAAGCACAAGGAGAUGGGUGGUUGCUAACUGUUGCCUUAAUUGAAGGAAGCAAUUUAGCUUCUGUUGAUUCUAGUGGGUUCUCUGAUCCAUAUGUGGUGUUUACUUGCAAUGGGAAAACAAGAACCAGUUCAAUCAAGUUCCAAAAAUCUGAUCCUUUAUGGAAUGAGAUAUUUGAAUUUGAUGCAAUGGAUGAUCCUCCUUCUGUGCUGGAUGCGGAAGUUUAUGAUUUUGAUGGACCUUUUGAUGAAGCUGUAUCUCUGGGACAUGCUGAAAUUAGUUUUCUGAAAGCGAACAUCUCAGAUCUCGCUGAUAUAUGGGUUCCUCUUGAAGGAAAGUUGGCUUUAGCAUGUCAGUCGAAGCUGCACUUAAGAAUUUUCUUGGACAACACUAGAGGUGGCAAUGUAGCAAAAGACUAUUUAAGUAAAAUGGAGAAAGAGGUCGGGAAGAAGAUUAAUCUGCGGUCUCCUCAAACAAAUUUGGCAUUUCAGAAACUCUUUGGACUUCCACCUGAGGAAUUUCUCAUCAAUGACUUCACUUGUCAUUUGAAAAGAAAAAUGCCGCUGCAGGGCCGCCUAUUUCUAUCACCAAGAAUAAUUGGAUUUCAUGCAAAUUUGUUUGGAAAGAAGACCAAGUUCUUUUUUCUUUGGGAGGAUAUUGAAGACAUUCAGGUCAUUCCUCCUACAUUUUCAUCAAUGGGGAGUCCAAUAAUCGUCAUAACUCUGCGGCAGGGUAGAGGUGUGAAUGCAAGGCAUGGUGCAAAAUCACAAGAUGAACAAGGCAGGCUGAAGUUCCAUUUCCAGUCCUUUGUGUCUUUCAGUGUUGCACACAGGACUAUCAUGGCUCUCUGCAAGGCCAAAUCCUUGAGUCCCGAACAGAAGGUCAAAUUUGUUGAAGAAGAAUCUGAAACCAAAACCCUUAUAAGUGAAGAGAGUGGUGGUUCAUUCCUUGGCCUGGAUGAUGUUAGCAUGUCGGAGAUUUAUUCUUGUGUUCUUCCUAUUCCUGCCAGUUUCUUCAUGGAGAUAUUCAGUGGGGGUGAGUUGGACCGUCGGGUCAUGGAAAGAUCUGGUUGUCUUGAAUAUUCUUAUACCCCUUGGGUAUCAGAGAACAUUGAUAUCUCUGAGAGGGCAGUAUAUUACAAAUUUGAGAAGCGUAUUUCAAGUUAUAGAGGUGAAGUGACUAGUACUCAGCAAAGAUCUCCCCUUUUGGAUGGAAAGGGUUGGCUUGUGGAAGAGGUUAUGAACCUUCAUGGAGUUCCUCUUGGUGAUUGUUUCAAUAUACACCUUCGCUACCAAGUUGAGGAUUUACCCCCAAAAGCAAAGGGAUGUAGAGUGCAAGUCUUAUUUGGAAUUGAAUGGCAGAAAAGCACAAAGAAUCAGAAAAGGAUUACAAAGAACAUCCUACAAAAUCUGCAGGAACGUUUAAAGGUGACCUUUAGUCUAGCUGAGAAGGAGCUUUUACCAAAAUAGCAAAUGAAUCUUCCUUGAUUUGACCUAAACAAGUAUGGGGGCUAGCUGAUAGUCAGCAUAAAAGGGCUUGGACUGCAAUAUAUGAUGCAUCAGAUUAUAAGGUACAUGUGAUUGUGCUGUAUGGGGUUGGUUUGCAUGACAAUCCUAACUUCAUUGAAUAUAAGUGGAACAAACCUGUUCUUUGGUAACUUUGAUCAGAGCUUUAAUGAUGCUGAAAAUUCUGUUCUUUGGUUGACUUGCUACCAAGUCUGUUCUUCAAACCAGAUUACUGAUACCUAACUGUUCCAUUGUAAAUGAUUCGUUUGACUCUGGCAGAAGAUACUCACUCAGGUUACAUCCCCAGUUGCUAGCAGUUCAAAUUUUGGAUUUGUUGUUCUGUAAGAGUCACUGCUUAGUUUAGUUGUUAAGUAUUGUAAGGGUCAGCAACAAAAUGUUGCCUCAGUAAUUGUUAGAAGUUGUGACAGUUGACCCAUUACUGAUGAACUAAUGCUUUUUUUUUUUUUUGUACAUGA